Molecule: messenger RNA, 1413 nt
Organism: Bolinopsis microptera
Lineage: Eukaryota; Metazoa; Ctenophora; Tentaculata; Lobata; Bolinopsidae
Product: actin, cytoplasmic 3-like
Exons: 6
Coding region: 95-1222 (375 amino acids)
Source: RefSeq, a predicted model, not a curated record
GUGCUAUAAAACAUUUUACAGGCCAGUACUCGAAAUCAAAUCUCUUGUUAACCUUAGUUGUGUGUUGUAUUAUCUUGAUUAAACAGCUCUAAACAUGGAGGACGAAACACCCGCUAUUGUUGUCGACAAUGGAUCAGGUAUGUGCAAAGCCGGUUUUGCUGGAGAUGACGCUCCCCGAGCUGUCUUCCCCUCCAUCGUUGGACGACCCAGACAUCAAGGUGUCAUGGUCGGCAUGGGACAGAAGGACUCCUACGUAGGAGACGAAGCCCAGAGCAAGAGAGGUAUCCUCACCCUGAAGUACCCCAUCGAGCACGGAAUCGUCACCAACUGGGAUGAUAUGGAGAAGAUCUGGCAUCAUACCUUCUACAACGAGCUCCGUGUCGCCCCCGAGGAACACCCCGUCCUUCUGACCGAGGCUCCCCUCAACCCUAAGGCCAACAGAGAGAAGAUGACCCAAAUCAUGUUCGAGACCUUCAACUGCCCCGCUAUGUACGUCGCUAUCCAGGCUGUCCUCUCCCUGUACGCUUCCGGCCGAACCACCGGUAUCGUUCUGGAUUCUGGAGAUGGUGUUACCCACACCGUCCCAAUCUAUGAAGGUUAUGCCCUCCCUCACGCCAUCAUCCGUCUGGAUUUGGCUGGCCGAGAUCUGACCGACUACUUGACCAAGAUCCUGACCGAGAGGGGUUACUCUUUCACCACCACCGCUGAGAGGGAAAUCGUCCGUGACAUCAAGGAGAAACUCUGCUACGUCGCUCUCGACUUCGAGCAGGAGAUGCAGACCGCUGCCAGCUCCAGCUCUCUCGAGAAGUCCUACGAACUCCCCGACGGACAGGUCAUCACCGUCGGAAACGAGAGAUUCAGGGCUCCAGAGGCACUCUUCCAGCCCGCCUUCAUUGGUCUUGAAAUCCCCGGCAUCCACGAGAACACCUACAACUCCAUCAUGAAGUGCGAUAUUGAUAUCCGUAAGGAUCUGUACGCCAACACCGUCCUUUCCGGAGGAACCACCAUGUACCCCGGUAUCGGUGACAGGAUGCAGAAGGAGAUCACCACUCUUGCCCCACCCACAAUGAAGAUCAAGAUCAUUGCUCCUCCAGAGAGGAAAUACUCCGUAUGGAUCGGAGGAUCCAUCCUUGCUUCUCUGUCCACCUUCCAGCAGAUGUGGAUCUCCAAGCAAGAAUAUGACGAGUCUGGUCCCGCAAUUGUCCACAGGAAAUGCUUCUAAGAAGGACAUUAUAGAAGACCUAAGGAUUCUAACACCUUGCCCGCCAGGCUGAUUAUAAUACCAGGGCAACUUUGCUUGCAAAGUCGACUUAGGCCAACGGAACACCAACGGUAGUUUUAGGAGGAAACACGAAGAAUUGUAUAUUAUAUUUUUUUAGAUGUAAUAUUUAUAUUGUACAAAGUUUCAUCAAA